UAGACUGUGCGCAUGUGCAAUGUGGAAAAGAUGGUGGAGCUAUCCAAGUGUUUUACUACACCCACUUUUUUGCACCUAAACCAAUACUUGUAAUAGAUCUACCGCACAGCAGACAGCCGUUCACAUAGAAUGGAGGACCAGCCAUCUUCUGAUACCAUUGCUGUGAGACGCAAGAGGAGAGAGAAGAAGAACACAGGAGCAUCCUCGGCUUUAGAAAAAAUCAAACGGGGUCGUGAAAUGGGAGUGGUCGAGGACUCUGAGCUGGAGGUAGCGGAGGAUGUGUUUGAGUAUGUCAAUGAGUCAGAAUAUGCCAAGAUUGUCCAGCAGCGGCAGGAGGAGGGGUUCGUAUUGGAUGAUGAUGGUGCGUACACUGAGCAUGGUCGAGAGAUAUUCGAUGAGGAGGUGGACGACACACCUACCUCUACGGCCAAGGGGAAGGGGAAAAAGAAAUAUUCUGCCCCAGGGCGUAGAAUGGCCAAGCCGUCUGGUGACAUCAAACAGAUGUUGUUGAGCAUGGGAGAGCCAAGCAAGAGAAAGAAAAAAGAGGAAACAGCUACGGUGAAGAAUGAUGAUCUGCUCUCCGACCUCCUCAUGGAAAUUAAGGAUAAGCCAUCUUCUAGUGGAAGGAAGGUGCCACGCCCCCACCAAACCACACCCUCUCGUGCCCGCUCCUCCUUUGCCCCUCGUCUCUCGUCUACCCCUCAAGCACCUCGUACGGGGGGGCUUAAGAAAAUACGAGUGAUCAAGUCUGAGAUGCGUCCUGCCCGCCCAGUGAGGAGGGAGCCAUCUCCCCUGUCAGCUUUGGAAUUGGAUGAUUACGGUAUGGGUAUGGACUAUGAUGAGGGGGCGGGGAAUGUGGAGGGAGUGGAUACGAAGAAGGAUAGUGUGGAGGCUGAGGAUGUGAUGGUAGUGAGCGAAGAGAUAGAGGAAGACAAAGAGGACAUGAUGGCUGUUGAUGUGCCAGAGGAGGCGGUGUCAGUGACUGGCUGGGAGACAGUGAGGGGGGACCUACAGCAGAGCAAUGAGGAUGCAUUUGCGAGUGUACAGCUGGACGCAUCGUCCCUGCCCACACAGGAGGUGGAUGGAGAGUGUGUACUUCCCUUCUAUUGGCUGGAUGCCUAUGAGAAUCAUUAUCAUCAGCCGGGCUCUGUGUUCCUGUUCGGGAAGGUAUGGGUGCAAGACGUGCAGGCAUUCGUCAGCUGUUGUGUGGUGGUGAGGAACGUCAAUCGCUGUCUCUACUUCCUCCCUCGAGAGAAGAUGCUCUCCAAAUCAGGCCAGCCCACAGACCAGGACGUCAAGAUGGAGGACUUAUACACUGAAUUCAGUGAGAAGUUUGCUGACAGACACCAGAUACUCAAGUUCUCCUCCAAGAGAGUGACCAAGAGGUAUGCCUUUGAUCUGCCGGAUGUACCCUCAGAGUGCGAAUACCUGGAGGUCAAGUACUCGUGUGAGUACCCAGCCCCACCCAUGGACGAUAAGGGGCGGAGCUACAGUCGAGUGUUUGGAACCAACACAUCAUGCCUCGAGAAACUCAUUCUCCAUUGCAAGCUGAGAGGCCCUAGCUGGCUCCACAUCAAAUGCCCCAGUAUACCACAGCUCAACAUCAGCUGGUGCAAGUGUGAGGCUAUAGUUGCAGACAUGGAUCAGGUUAUCGUGGCAACAGAGCAAGAACCACCUCCUCCACUGGUUGUCAUGAGUCUGUCUGUUAAAAUUACCCUGAAUCCAAAAACAGGAUCUAAUGAGGUUCUGUGUCUGGGUAGUCUGGUGCAUCCUGAUAUCCGGUUUGACAAACCACCUCCUGACAAGCCAUUCCAGGCCGACCUAUGUGCGAUACGUCAUCCAGUGGACAGAGAUUUCCCGUUCAGAUUUGACCAGUUCAUCCAGAAAAAGGGAUUCAACGUGGAGGUGUCUCCCUCAGAGAGAGCCAUGCUGGCCUACUUCCUAGCCAAACUGCACAGGGCAGACCCUGACAUCAUUGUCGGCCAUAACCUGUCAGCAUUCGCUCUCGAGGUUCUGCAGCACCGGAUGUCAGUGUGUAAAGUGCCUCAGUGGUCACGAGUGGGUCGUCUCAAGAGGAAGGACAUGCCUCGAGGGCGCUCAGUCGGCCACCUCCUGUGUGCAGGUCGCCCAGUCUGUGAUGUCAAGAUCUCCGCAAAAGAGUUGAUUCGUGCAAAGAGCUACGAUCUCUCUGAACUAGCUAACCAUGUUUUGCGCACCCCACACCAACCGAUGGAACAUGAAGACAUCUUGAGAGCCUUCAGCUCAUGCGAAGCUCUGGGUGGAGUCAUUGCUCACACCAUGGAUGAAGCCAUGCUCUCCCUGAAGCUCAUGUAUGAGCUGAGUGCCCUCCCCCUGGCCUACCAGAUCACCUGUCUGGCUGGUAACACACUCAGCAGGACCCUACAUGGAGGGAGAGCCGAGAGGAACGAAUUGCUCCUAUUACACGCCUUCACUGCCAAGAACUACAUAUGUCCCGAUAAGGCUCCUUAUGGGAAGAAGGGUCAUGUGACACACGAGGACGAGGAAGAAGAGGGUAGUAGUACAGUCCCAGUCAAGACUGGUCGCAGGAAACCUGCUUACUCUGGGGGCUUAGUACUAGAACCAAAACGAGGUUUCUACGAUCGUUUUAUUCUUCUUCUCGACUUUAACUCUCUCUAUCCGUCGAUAAUACAAGAGUACAAUAUUUGCUUUACCACGGUCGACCAUGCCCAUUGUUCUCGUGAGGACGACGGGUACAGUAAGCUCCGCCUCCCUGAACCCUCAGAGCCGGCAGGGGUGCUCCCCUCAGAGAUCAGAGUGCUUGUGGAACGAAGACGACAAGUGAAACAGCUGAUGAAGGACACUAAGGGCAACAAGGAGUUGUACACGCAGUACGACAUUCGACAGAAAGCACUCAAGUUGACUGCCAACAGUAUGUACGGCUGUCUGGGUUUCUCUCACUCUCGAUUCCACGCUCAACCCCUGGCGGCCAUUAUCACUGGGAAGGGCAGGGAGAUUCUGGGCAACACCAAAGAUUUAGCUCAAAAGCUCAACCUGGAUGUUAUUUACGGGGACACAGACUCGAUCAUGAUAGACAGUAACUCGAGAGACCUGCGAGAGGCUGAGAAAAUUGCUCAGCGUGUGAAGACGGAGGUGAACAAGCUCUACAAGUUGUUAGAGAUAGACGUUGAUGGCAUCUACAAGGCCAUGCUGCUACUCAGGAAGAAAAAGUAUGCGGCGGUGGCUGUGGAGUGGAAGGACGGUGUGUUGAUAGAGAGGACAGAGCUGAAAGGACUAGACAUUGUGAGGAGAGACUGGUGUGAACUGGCAAAGAAGUGUGGACACUAUGUGAUCAAUCUGAUUCUGUCUGGAGAAGAGAUAGAGAAGGUGAUAGAGAAGAUACAAGCUCACCUCUCCCAGCUGGCCCUAGAGGUCAACUCAGGAAAAACCCCGCUACAAGAGUUUGCGAUUACCAAGGCUCUGACUAAACCUCCAUCUGACUACCCUGACAAGAAGGGCCUGGCACAUGUACAAGUGGCUCUCAGAAUGCAGAGCAGGAACUUAGUGGUCCAGGCUGGAGACGUAGUACCCUACAUCAUGUGCAAGGGGCAGUCAAACACAUCAGCAUCCCUCAGGGCCUAUCAUCCAGACGAAGUCACCAAACAAGAGCAUCUGGAGGUGGACACCAAGUACUACCUUCAGCAUCAGGUGCAUGCUGUCGUGUCUCGUCUCUGUGAACCCAUCGAUGGCCUCGGAGCUGCUAGCAUUGCUGAGUUCCUGGGCCUGGAUCCGUCCGGAUAUCGGAGUGUUGUGAGGAGUGACGGUGUGGAGGAGGGGGCGGGAGAAGGUGAAGGAGGUGUGAAGGUCGAUCCAUUUGAGGGCGUGGCACUUCCGCUCGUCACUUGUCAGCAAUGUGGAAAGAGUGCUGAAGUGCACGGAUCUAAGAAUGGCAAUCUUGAGAUGGGCCUCAGCUGCUCUCACUGCAAGACUAGACUGUCCCCUGGCAGGGUGAUGAACCAUCUCACUCUGGUCAUUCAAAAGCACGUCAGGAAGUAUUAUGCUGGCUGGCUGGUUUGUGAGGACCAGACUUGCAGCUAUCGCACCAGGCAGCCCACCGUUGUACUUGAAGACUCCUCUCCAAAGUGUCCCUCCUGUUAUGGGAAGCUCAGAGAAGAGUUCCCAGCCUCUGCCCUCUACCAUCAGCUUGUAGCUCUGGAUCUACUCUUUACAGUCAAUGAUACCAAAACCAAAGAAGACGAAAAGUUGGCGAGUGUGUACCAAAGCCUCAAGUCCCAUGUUCAGUCGUACCUAUCCAAGAACCAGUACUCAAAGAUCGAUCUCAGCCGACUUUUUCCAAGCCUCAGUCUAGUCUUACUAAACAGACACUGACCGACCUCCUCUAUCUAUCAAUUACUCAUUAGUAGUGCGAUUACAUCCAAUUUGUUCUCUGUUUAUUCAACUUUGUUAUAGAUAUUCUUUGAGACCCUCUAAAA
Messenger RNA from Halichondria panicea, 4472 nucleotides. RefSeq names its product DNA polymerase alpha catalytic subunit-like. Gene Ontology annotation, molecular function: DNA-directed DNA polymerase activity; DNA replication origin binding; single-stranded DNA binding. Bases 130 to 4368 code for a protein of 1412 amino acids. Gene Ontology annotation, biological process: leading strand elongation; DNA replication; lagging strand elongation. The transcript has 29 exons. NCBI's taxonomy places the organism in Eukaryota, Metazoa, Porifera, Demospongiae, Suberitida, Halichondriidae. Gene Ontology annotation, cellular component: alpha DNA polymerase:primase complex. The record is from RefSeq and is a predicted model, not a curated record.